GCUUGUGGUUUGUUGCGGAAUGCCGUUUUAUUGCUGCAAAGUUGGCAAGGGCACCGACGAUACCGCACUACUGCCGGCCUGGAGCUGUAAGUAUUGAUUGCUACAGGAGAGGAUGACGAGAUGAAGAGGCGCUCUCAAGCUUAGAGCCAUGGUUGUUCGAACUAUUUUGGAAGAGUUCAGACGACGAUUUCUACGAUCUCAGGGAUCAUCUCAGCACCCGCUCAAAUUGCUGCUGUCCUCGUCUGUCCUCAUGACAGUAACUUCGCUGACGUUCACAAGUUGCCUAUACAGUAUACGUCGAGUAGUCGGCCGAGCGGCUACCGGACGUAUUGGUUGCCGUUGUACACUCUGAUUGUACCUUGACAUGCACUUGGGCGAUUUCUUCCCUCAUUUCACCGAGAUGCCUGGAAAUCUGGAAUAUGCUCGUUGUCAAGGCCGAGCGGACUCGAGGGCGUAUAUAACAAGCUCUCCCCAGGUCCCUUGCUCUCCAUCUGUGCCGGGUGCCAGCUAGCUUCGACAACCUCUCCUUCCUUUUGCCUUACCUCUCCUUUUUUCAUUCAACUUCAUCGCAGCCAGUCUGCUCACUCUGCUCUUUUCGCCCCCUUCACUCUACACUUGUUAACCCUUACCCCAACCAAAUCUUCCGAUCUUUCAAAUGGCUCGCUUUGCUCUCUUUGCUCUCGUCGUCUCUGCCGCUUGCGGUGUCCUCGCUGCGCCUACGGCCAUGCGCCGCGCCUCCAACGGCACCUUCGCUCUGCAAGAUUACGCAGACUUCCAGAUCUCCGACGGUGUUGCUGGAACUGCUGAGGCAGAGGCUAACGCUGUCUUCGUCGACCCCUUCGCCGGUGUCGACCUUGCCACCGUUGACUCUACAUCUCUCGACAACCUCCAGACCAUGCGUGAGGCAGCCGAGUCUGCUGAGACGGACGACUUUAACCCUCAGAUCGAUGCCGCUUCCGGCGAUGCGGCUGAUGCGCUCCAGGUCGGAAAGAUUAAGAACAAGGUCCUCAAGUUGACGGGCGAAGUUCAGGGCCUGAACAUCAAGAUUGCGCAAGCUCAGGCCAACGGCGACGAUACCAGUGACCUCGAGUCCGACCUUGCCGCUGAACAGGAAAAAGUUGACCACCAACAUCGCGACCGACACGAAGAGCGCGGGUGCUACCUCCCAGGCGGCGACACUCUCAUGAUCCGACUGAUCUGAGUGCUGUUCGCUGUCUGAGAUGUGCAUUAUACCCGUUGCUUUGCCCUUUACUUCUUGGUUGUCCGUGUAGUGUUCUCCUGGUCUCUCUUGCUUGUCCUGUACGUUCAUCUUGUGUUCGGAGUUUUUCUUUGAUAUGAAAAUGGAGAGUUAGGCA
This is a messenger RNA of Stereum hirsutum FP-91666 SS1, 1355 nucleotides long. RefSeq lists its product as uncharacterized. The coding region runs from base 656 to 1201 and encodes 181 amino acids. The transcript is spliced from 5 exons. The record is from RefSeq and is a predicted model, not a curated record. Lineage: Eukaryota; Fungi; Basidiomycota; Agaricomycetes; Russulales; Stereaceae.